AUGGUGAGUCGUAUGUAUGGCCAUAUUGGCUGUGCUACCAACAAUGAAGCAAAAAUAAGAGCCCUUGAGGCUGGGCUUUUACUCUGCAAAGAGAAAGGUUUAACUAAUGUACAGAUUGAAGGAGAUUCUCAGAUAAUUAUAAAUGGUGUGACUAGCAAUAGGUUACUUAAUUGGAAACUAGCUAAAUGGUUGCCUCGCAUUCAGUUCUUACUCCAAGCAAUUAAUCCAUAUGAAAUAUCAAAUAUUCACAGGGAGGGAAAUCGAGUAGCAAACCUAUUAGAAAAUGUAGAAGUCAAUUCAUAUGCUGCAGAAGUGUCAGUUGAUCCCAAGACACUAAGUUCAGAGAUUACGAACUUGUGCAAAAAAGACCUAUCGAUACGGAAAUGUGACGGAGUGGGAUGA
Molecule: messenger RNA, 402 nt
Organism: Cryptomeria japonica (Japanese cedar)
Lineage: Eukaryota; Viridiplantae; Streptophyta; Pinopsida; Cupressales; Cupressaceae
Exons: 1
Coding region: 1-402 (133 amino acids)
Molecular function (GO): RNA-DNA hybrid ribonuclease activity; nucleic acid binding
Source: RefSeq, a predicted model, not a curated record